AUGCCUGUUCCAUUGCCGCAAGUCCAACCGCCGAUGACGGUCAAAUGGAUCCGAAUCAUGUUGCCAGACACGAUCGAUUUGUUUAUGUUCGGGGACAGCCCUGAAAGCUUCAUUCUUGAGCAGACGUCAACCGCCGCUGUCCUUCCUCUGCCACUAAUAUCCAUUUAUGUUCAUACACCUCAUGUCAAAGACGCCGACGCCUCUACCUCUCAAUCCCGUUGCAACACCAUCCGCCAUGAAGCCUGGAGAUGCUCGCGUUGGGUCGAGCUCAUGCCCAAAGCCGAGCUGACUUAUACUGAGAAGCGGGCGGAGUAUGGCGACAACAAGGAAGACGAACGAACUGAAGUUAUGGUAAAUGUAGGAGAUGUUGAUGAUGAUGCAGCCAGAUGGUGGGCCGCUGUUUUGUCUCCUGGUGAGGGAUGGCAGGCUUACCUGACAUGGGAGGGAACAAAAUUCCUAUCACCUUGGUCGACUGCUCUGGAAACAAGGGUGAAAUUCACGCUUUCCUGCCGCAAACCCCUCUGGCAUACAUCAACUACCGCACCUUCAUUCGCCACUGCCCUUCGUUUUCUCGCGGAAUACUGCAAUCUACACAACAUUGCUGGCCAAACCCUGGCGGCACUCUCUUCAACAUUGUUUCUUCCUUUGUUGAAUACAAAAAAGAAUCCAACAUCACUCCCGAAACCCGAUACUCAUAAGAGGCAAAGGCUGAAGCCACCCGUAUCAGAGCCAACCGAGCAGAGGCCACUUGACUUUAUAUUGGAGCAGAUAGUGCCGGAGCUGGACAAACUAUUGACAUUGAGUUGCAACGCACGGGGUCUACGCUCUCUUUUGUCAAGUGUAUUCUAUGAACCUGGAAUACCUUGCAAUGUCGUGAGCCCAUGGUUGCAAUCUACAUUCGCUGUUCUUGACUCUGUCGAGGAUGACCAUCUACUUGCUCAAAUCCUGAUGAACCGAGUCCCGCAAGUUUCUUUCCUUUUGGCUUGGAGGUAUAAUUCACGGCACCCAACAAUAAAUACGCCCAUUAGAUACGAAGCUCUGAAUCUCGAAGAAGAAUCAGCCUCAGAAAAUGCUACGCGAAUUAUCUUUGGCUGGCUCCGAAUAGAUGGAUAUCCCCCACGGGAGCGAGGAAUAAGUAACCACGAGUGGAUGAAUGUUGAUGAAUCCGAUAACGAAUCACCACCCCCUAAUGAGUCACCGAGGAGCCAUGCAGCCACAACAUCAAAAGCCGUGGAAGAUUGGAUACAACAGAGCAUUCUGGUACCUGACUCAGUGGACUCUUCACAAAUUUGA
Molecule: messenger RNA, 1293 nt
Organism: Uncinocarpus reesii 1704
Lineage: Eukaryota; Fungi; Ascomycota; Eurotiomycetes; Onygenales; Onygenaceae
Exons: 5
Coding region: 1-1293 (430 amino acids)
Source: RefSeq, a predicted model, not a curated record